Molecule: messenger RNA, 678 nt
Organism: Nannospalax galili (Upper Galilee mountains blind mole rat)
Lineage: Eukaryota; Metazoa; Chordata; Mammalia; Rodentia; Spalacidae
Gene: Gchfr
Product: GTP cyclohydrolase I feedback regulator
Exons: 3
Coding region: 94-348 (84 amino acids)
Biological process (GO): negative regulation of biosynthetic process
Cellular component (GO): nucleus; cytoplasm
Molecular function (GO): GTP cyclohydrolase binding
Source: RefSeq, a predicted model, not a curated record
CCGAGGAGGUUGCUGCGGUUAGACAGAGCCGGAGUAACAGGACUCUGAUCGCGUCGCCCGAAGCCGCGGGUGGGAUCCCACAGGACACGCGCCAUGCCCUACCUGCUCAUCAGCACCCAGAUCCGCAUAGAGGUGGGCCCCACCAUGGUGGGCGAUGAGCACUCAGAUCCAGAGCUGAUGCAGCAUCUGGGAGCCUCGAAGAGAAGUGUCCUAGGAAACAACUUCUGUGAGUACUACGUCAACGACCCACCUCGCAUAGUUCUCGACAAGCUGGAGCGCAGGGGCUUCCGUGUGUUGAGCAUGACAGGGGUGGGCCAGACGCUGGUGUGGUGCCUGCACAAGGAGUGAUCUGCUCAUGCUGACUUGUGGAUAGGCCACCAAGAGCCUUGCCCAUUUCUUUCGAAUUGUCACCUUCCUUGGCCCAACACUGAUGGGCAGUUAAUGGCCUCAGAAGUCCUGCUGCCAUUGGUGGGGCACAGCAGACCCUUGUCCUGGUGUUCCCAGUUGCCCUCCAGCUACAGGCCUGACUCUGGCUUUUAUUGUAGGUUCUGUACUGAAGACAAGCUGCCCAGGCCAGAAAUGGACAGCCCAGUAGAGCACAGCCCCUGGACCUGGUCAGGAGGCUCCUGCACAGCUAGUCCAAGCCAAUAAAGGGCUCUCAUGAGUGGUUGUUCCUCA